Medicago truncatula (barrel medic) is the source of this 2623-nucleotide messenger RNA. Its product is annotated as protein STRUBBELIG-RECEPTOR FAMILY 6. The record is from RefSeq and is a predicted model, not a curated record. Gene Ontology annotation, biological process: protein phosphorylation. Gene Ontology annotation, molecular function: ATP binding; protein kinase activity; receptor serine/threonine kinase binding. Lineage: Eukaryota; Viridiplantae; Streptophyta; Magnoliopsida; Fabales; Fabaceae. The transcript is spliced from 16 exons. Bases 278 to 2428 code for a protein of 716 amino acids.
ACGUUAAUUCACACAGAAUUUAGACAGUGAGAUAAGGUUAGAAAAAGAAAAAAGAAAAAAUCAACAUAUACGUGUCGUUGGAUUCUUGUAGCUAAAUCGUGCUUGCCAGCUUUACUCUUAUGGAGGCAACAUAUAUAUAAACAAAUGGAAUGAAUAAACCCAUUUAUAUAAUAUUCUUAAAAAUCAAAUUUUGACAAAAAGAGGUUCAUUGAAUAUUGAUUUUGCUUUCUGGGUUGGAAGUUUUUUUUGCUGAAAAUAUUGUUUCAGUGAGAAAAAGAUGUCGGUGGAUCCAUGGCUGAUGCUGAUGCUGAUGUUCAUCAUCAGUAGCAGCUGUACUUUUGUUAUCAAUGGCGACACAGAUCCAAAUGAUGUGUCUGCUUUAAUGGCUCUGUUUCAAAGUAUGAACUCACCGUCCCAGCUAAAUUGGAAUGGUAAUGAUCCUUGUGGACAGUCUUGGACAGGCAUCACUUGCUCAGGCAACCGAAUCACAGAAAUUAAGUUACCUGGUCGUCAACUAACUGGAACUUUGGGGUUCCAGCUACAAUCCUUGUCAUCUGUGACCAACCUAGAUUUAAGUAACAACAAUCUCGCUGGCACUUUACCGUAUCAGUUUCCUCCAAAUUUGCAGCACUUAAAUCUUGCUAAUAAUAAUUUCAAUGGAGGGAUACCUUACUCUUUUUCUGAUACUCCUUCUCUUAUAAGCCUGAACUUUGGUCACAAUCAGUUCCAACAAGCACUGAAUCUGAACUUUCAGAAGCUUACUUCCCUUACGACAUUUGAUGUUUCUUUCAAUUCUUUGACCGGAGAUCUCCCUCAGACUAUGAACUCACUUUCAAGCAUAUCCACCAUGAAUCUACAAAACAACCAAUUUACAGGAACCAUUGAUAUCCUUGCUGAUCUGCCUCUUGAUAAUUUGAAUAUAGAGAACAAUCAUUUUACAGGCUGGAUACCAGAACAGUUGAAAAACAUAAACCUACAAAAGAAUGGUAAUUCAUGGAGCUCGGGACCUGCACCCCCACCUCCUCCUGGUACACCUCCAGUAACAAAAAACAAAGGUAAUCACAAGUCUGGUGGUGGACAUAGCCCCUCGUCAGAUUCUGGCUCAAGUGAUGGAAGCAAAAAAUCUGGUAUAGGAGGUGGUGCCAUAGCUGGAAUAGUGAUUUCAAUCUUGGUUGUUGGUGCAAUAGUAGCAUUCUUUCUGGUGAAGAAAAGAUCCAAGAAGAAGUCGUUUGGAGAUGUGGAAAAGCUAGACAACCAACCUUUGGCUCCUCUUACUUCAAAUGAAGUGCAUGGAAGGAAUUCAACGCAAACUUCUUCUGUAAUUGACUUGAAGACAUUUGAUACUUCAGCAGCCGCAAUAAGUCUUAAACCCCCUCCUUUUGAUCGUAAUAAAUCAUUUGAUGAAGAUGAGUUACCAAAGAAGCCCAUCGUAGUCAAGAAGACUGUUGCACCUCCUGCAAAUUUGAAAUCAUAUUCAAUAGCUGACCUACAGAUUGCUACUGGAAGCUUCAGUGUGGAUCAUCUUCUUGGUGAGGGGUCUUUUGGACGUGUAUACCGUGCUCAAUUUGAUGAUGGACAGGUUCUUGCUGUGAAGAAGAUAGAUUCAUCUGUCCUUCCCAAUAAUUUGUCGGAUGAUUUUAUGGAAAUAGUUUCGAACCUCUCCCGUUUGCAUCAUCCGAAUGUGACGGAGUUAAUAGGGUAUUGUUCAGAGCAUGGACAACACCUCUUAGUCUAUGAGUAUCACAAAAAUGGAUCUCUGCAUGAUUUUCUUCACCUCCCUGAUGACUACAUUAAACCAUUGAUAUGGAAUUCACGUGUCAAGGUUGCUUUAGGAAUUGCACGCGCUUUAGAGUACUUACACGAAAUUUGUUCACCAUCAGUUGUUCAUAAGAAUAUAAAGGCAGCCAACAUAUUGCUUGAUGCUGAUCUAAAUCCUCAUCUUUCAGACAGUGGAUUGGCCAGCUAUAUUCCAAAUACAAACCAGGUAUUGAACAAUAAUUCUGGAUCUGGAUAUGACGCUCCGGAGGUCGGAUUGACUGGUCAGUAUACUCUUAAGAGUGAUGUCUACAGCUUUGGAGUUGUCAUGUUGGAGCUUCUAAGUGGACGGAAACCAUUUGAUAGCUCAAGGUCUAGGUUUGAGCAGUCGUUGGUUCGAUGGGCAACACCUCAACUCCAUGACAUUGAUGCAUUGGCUAAAAUGGUUGAUCCUGCACUAGAAGGAAUGUACCCUGUCAAGUCUCUUUCUCGAUUCGCCGAUGUCAUUGCUCUUUGUGUUCAGUCGGAACCUGAAUUCCGACCACCUAUGUCAGAAGUGGUUCAAGCACUAGUUCGGUUAGUGCAACGAACCAACAUGAGCAAACGGACAUUUGGAGCUGAUCAAGGAGGAUCCAACCGAGGGGGUGAUGACCAAGAUUCCCUAGACAUGUAAAUGGAAACAAAAUCCUUGUGUUGAUAGAAUGGCUUAAAAGGAAUUUAAUAUGCAUCUCAUUUUCAUUGUUUCUUUUUAACCUGUUUGAGUGAGAUUGAUAUUGUACAAUUGAUCAUUGAGGCCUGUAGACAAUUAUUCAUGUACGUUACACAUCUAUUUAUUUCAUUUGUUAUAUAAAUCUCAAUAAUUUAAACA